CACAACAUGGCAUCCAUCAAGGAUGAAGCCAAUAUCAUGCUGGAGAAACUCCAUGCCAUUGGAUAUAAGCCACUUCUCCUUCUUGGAAAGGAGACCAACAAAAAAACAUUCAAGUGUGAAAUUUUGACCCCCCGCUGCACACUCUCCGCCUAUGCCAAGGACUACCUUCAGAAGAUAGGUUCAUUUUAUGAAUAUCUUUGUGAAGGUUGGACCCAGGAUUCAAGUGGCAAUGACCAGCUGAUUACGCUGCAGCUCACACCUUGUGAUCCAGAAGAAGGCGAGCAGGCGACCCCCCCGGAGCGUCAGGGCGAGCAGGCGACCCCCCCGGAGCGUCAGGGCGAGCAGGCGACCCCCCCGGAGCGUCAGGGCGAACAGGCGACCCCCCCAGAGGGCGACCCCCCAGAGGGUCAGGGCGAGCAGGCGACCCCCCCGGAGCGUCAGGGCGAGCAGGCGACCCCCCCGGAGCGUCAGGGCGAGCAGGCGACCCCCCCGGAGCGUCAGGGCGAGCAGGCGACCCCCCCGGAGCGUCAGGGCGAGCAGGCGACCCCCCCGGAGCGUCAGGGCGAACAGGCGACCCCCCCAGAGGGUCAGGGCGAGCAGGCGACCCCCCCGGAGCGUCAGGGCGAGCAGGCGACCCCCCCAGAGGGCGACCCCCCGGAGCGUCAGGGCGAGCAGGCGACCCCCCCGGAGGGUCAGGGCGAGCAGGCGACCCCCCCGGAGCGUCAGGGCGAGCAGGCGACCCCCCCAGAGGGUCAGGGCGAGCAGGCGACCCCCCCGGAGGGUCAGGGCGAACAGGCGACCCCCCCGGAGGGUCAGGGCGAGCAGGCGACCCCCCCGGAGCGUCAGGGCGAACAGGCGACCCCCCCGGAGGGGCAAGCUGUCUUCACAGGGUCAGCCAGGGGCAAAAGGAAAAAGUCAGGGGGACCAAGGCAUAUGCCUGAAAGAAAAAGGCCACAAAAGAAUUGUUCCUACCACACUCGCCUAGAGGCUUUCCCCAUCAGGAGUGUUGUAAAAGAAAGAGUGAGAAAGGGCAAAGAAGAAAUUUUGGUUGACUGGGAGCCCUGUCCAGUAUGUGGUGAGCAGUGGGCCAAUUCCUGGCAGCCAAAGGAUUCUCUCCGAAAUAAUGAAAAUAAAUAAAAUGUAUGUUUUGAACUCCA
Molecule: messenger RNA, 1157 nt
Organism: Pimephales promelas (fathead minnow)
Lineage: Eukaryota; Metazoa; Chordata; Actinopteri; Cypriniformes; Leuciscidae
Source: RefSeq, a predicted model, not a curated record